AUGGCUGCCGAGGUGCCUGUUAGCGAUGUUCUGUGCGAGGCAAUGGAAUAUUUAUCCAAACUAGGAUCAAAUUUGCGAAUUCGAUCUGAGAAUUUAAAAGAAAAGAGAAUAAGUAAAGAAAAAUUAAAAAACUCUCACGCUGUGCAAAAAGCUGCCAGUAAAGUUCUUCUUAUAUGCGAAUUAUCGAAAAAAUCUCUUGACAAUGUAGAGACUGGAGUUCGGAAAGUGUUGUCAAUGCUGGAAGCAUCUCAAGCGCCUAUUAGUGGGCAGAAUUCCCACAAGAAGAACCAAGGAAGCAAUCGUAGAUAUCACUAUUUUGAAUAUCAGUCACGGAAAUUAUAUAUUGCAAAAAAAAUCCCGCUUAAACAUUAUAUGUCAGUUAAAGUUUUCGCAAAGGAAAUGCCGGCUUCGAUACAAGAUAAAUAUCCAGUAUAUUAUGACUGUAAAUUAAAACGUCUACGGUGCAAAGUAUCAACAAAAUACAAAACAAUACCAGAAAUGAAUACCCUUUCUGAUAAAGACCAGUGCAGUGAAAAGUCUAUUUGCAGUGAUGUUAGAGAAUUAAGUGAUGAUGAUGACUAUAAUCAUAUUGAGAAAAAUAGUAAGGCUUUAGAAGAUCAUUGCCAGGAAAAAGUGUCCAAUCAUGAACGAUCAACAUCUAAACCCAUUGUUGAAAGCCAAGAUUCUCAAUGUGACAGAGAAGACAGAGACCAUUCAAUUAAUCAAAUUGAAGAAAAGGCAAGAAAUGAAAAGGAGGAAAGUAAUAGUAGUAGUAGAAAUCAGAAAAAGAAAAUUCAUAGCAAAAGUGAUCAAGAACCAAAUACCAAUAACAAAUCCAAUAAGAUUAGAUUUGCCGAUGUUUACAGUUCAGAUAGCAAUGAAAAGCCAAAAAAAUCUGAAUUCAAGGCUGAUAUGAAAAAGGAUACAAUAUUUGUUCCAGACGUCCAGAAUAAUAAUGAUCAUGAUGAUAAAUGUGUAAGUGAUAGUUCUAACAAAGAACCUAAAGCAAAGAAAUUAAAACUUACUACAAGUGAUAAUUUUACUAGUCAAUUGGAUUCUGAUUGUGGUGAAAAAAAAUCUGAAACAGACAAGAAAAUUUCUAAUCAAGACUUGUCUAACAAAGAUUCAGAUAAUGAUUCAACAUUAUCAAAACACUGUGAGCGUAGUCAACCAAGCUCUGACGGAGAUUCUAAGCCACUUAUAAGAUGUGUAAACUUAAGUAAAUUACUCAAACCUGGUAUCUUAGGUGAUAACAGUAAAUUAAAUAAUGUUGAACAGUCUGAAGUGAAGAAAUUGUCUACAAGUAAGAAUGACAGACAUUUUAUUAAAAAAGACAGACAUAGAAAGAAACAUGGACUAAGUGAAAAGGAAAACGAAAAUAAAUUUUGUUCACAAAAGAGAAAAGAGGUCAGGGAGUUCAAAGCCAAAAACUUUACUGUAAAUAUUAUUAGGCUUCCGAAUUUGUCAUUAAACUUUUUGCUGGAUAAUAAUCUUAAAAAAAUAACUAGGCAAGGUAAUAUUAUAUGUGAAGUACAAAAUGAAAUUGAUACACCUAAUUCAAAGCAAAUGAAAGCAGUUAAAAAUGCAUUGCUGAAUGAUUCUGAAUCGGAUGAAUGUUCAGAAAUGCCUGACGCAAUGCAAGUGAAAAGAUCUCUUCUUAAAGAUUCUGACUCAGAGCAUAAUGCUUCAGAUGAAGAGCAUAGCAUGGAACCUGAUAAACGUGAUGAAACAAAUGCUCAGGAAGUAACUAAGGACGUAGAGUCUGCAAAGGACGGACUUUCAGAUAAUUUAAAAAACAAUCUAGUAGAAGCUGACAAAGAAAUAAAUUGCAAUAGUGAAAGUACAGUUACUGACAAUAUGCACCCAGAGGUGUGCAGUCCUGAUGAGGAACAAACAGAUAAUUGUGAUCAAACACCUGGAGAAAAUACAGUCAAAGAUGUAGAAGCAGAAGGUAAGUGUGUGGGCUCUAACACGCAGCCUAGUGAAAAUGAAUCAGAAACACCCAAUAUGUUAAAUCAAAUAGUGAAAUCUUCACUUUUAAAUGACUCAUCAGAUGAAGAGUUUGCUGGAUUCAGCAAUAAUGAACUAUGCAACAUAUCCAAACCAAAUGAAUCUAGUGACAAUAGGCUAGUAGAUCAAAAUAAUAGUGGUACUGAAGAGUGUAAUAUUCAGUCAAAUGAAAAAACACCAUCAACUUCUGCUGGGAUUGAUGAAACAGUAAAAUCUGCACUCUUAAACAGUUCAUCAGAUGAUUCUGCUGGAUUUGGCAACCAAGAUAUAGAAACACCAACAAAGACCAAUGAAAAAACUAAAUCUGCUCUCCUAAAUGAUUCUUCUGAUGAAAACCAGCAUAAAGAUGAAGAGGAAGAAUCUCCUACCAAAGUCAAUCAGAAGGUAAAGUCUUCUCUGUUAAAUGAUUCCUCAGAUAUUAAAUCAGAUGAAUCUCAUGAUCAAAGAGAAAGACAAAAAACUCCCAAGUCCAAAAGAAAAUAUGCAAGAAGAUGCAGGGAAGUUAAGAAAAAGAUUAAAUAUUCGUCAAGUUCAGAUAGUGACCAAGACAAGCCCAGGCGUGAAUGCCACAGGAAAAAGUCAUAUAUUUCAAGCUCAUCAUCCAAUGAGGAUAUUAAGAAAAAAGUGAAUAAGAAAAAACCACUUAAAAUGGAUUCUGACUCCAAUGAUAAGAAUAAAAGUAUUGACAAAGUUGAUGGAGCUGUCGAUGAGAAAUCUAAUUCCAGUGUUGACAAGGUUAGGAAAUAG
This is a messenger RNA of Arctia plantaginis, 2757 nucleotides long. NCBI's taxonomy places the organism in Eukaryota, Metazoa, Arthropoda, Insecta, Lepidoptera, Erebidae. The record is from the annotation of a GenBank genome assembly.